Molecule: messenger RNA, 1077 nt
Organism: Racocetra persica
Lineage: Eukaryota; Fungi; Glomeromycota; Glomeromycetes; Diversisporales; Gigasporaceae
Source: the annotation of a GenBank genome assembly
AUGCCUUCUACAAAUCACGAAUAUAAUAACGUUUUUGAUUAUAGGCAUCCCCUUUAUAUUGGCGGCUGGCGAAGGAAUGUCGCGUACAUUGACGAAGAUUUUAUCCAUGACAACCUAGACGAGCCUCAUAUGAAGAGGAAAAUUACAAUUUUAAAUCAAUAUCCAGAAAUUAAAAGACUAUAUGGAUAUGACACCAUUACCAUAGACAUUGCAAUUGCCGGAGUCUUAGUUCAAAUGACGGCAGCAUAUACAUUCGGUCGUUGGCUAAUCAGUUGGAAUUUGACAAUGUUUAUUGUUUCAUUUUUACUCGGAGGGACUAUGACACAGAUUUAUAGUAUAAUUAUUCAUGAGACUACACAUUGCCUCGCGGCGAGAACAGAAUUUCAGAAUCGUAUCGUGGGUCUUAUCGCAAAUAUAGCAUUACCAGUACCCAUAUCCAUGUCUUUUCGUCGACACCAUUUAAAACAUCACGCUUUUCAAGGUGUAGAGGAGAUAGACCCAGAUUUACCUUCAGAAUGGGAGAAAAAGUUCGGUUGUAGCACUGUAUUUAAAUUAUUAUGGCUAUUUUUCUAUCCUAUAAUAUAUCCCAUUCGUAAUAUAUCAAUGUUUAAAGAAUUAGAGCUAUGGGAACAUAUAAAUUUCUGUUUUACCCUUUUAACUGAUAUUAUCAUAUACCAUUAUUGUGGUUAUAGAGGAUUCUUAUAUCUACUUAUGUCAUUAUGGUUUGGUUUUAGCAUUCACCCGGUAGCAGCUCGUUAUAUCCAAGAGCAUUAUACGUUUGAUGAUGGUCAAGAAACUUAUUCCUAUUAUGGAAGACUUAAUAAAAUAUUUAUGAAUAUUGGUUAUCAUAAUGAACACCACGAUUUUACAAAUGUACCGUGGACAAGACUUCCCGAAAUUCAUAAAAUUGCAUCUGAAUAUUAUGAGAAUCUUGCUUAUCACACGUCAUGGCUUAUGGUCCACUGGAAUUUUGUUAUGCAAAGGCAGUUCGGGCUACAAAGUCGUGUAAAGAGAAGUUUUAAAGCACAUAAAAGAGGUCGAAAAAUGCUGAAAAAUUUGAAAAAGGCACUAAUAUAG